Messenger RNA from Fusarium pseudograminearum CS3096, 2298 nucleotides. RefSeq lists its product as uncharacterized. NCBI's taxonomy places the organism in Eukaryota, Fungi, Ascomycota, Sordariomycetes, Hypocreales, Nectriaceae. Gene Ontology annotation, biological process: regulation of GTPase activity; signal transduction. The transcript is spliced from 7 exons. The coding region runs from base 1 to 2298 and encodes 765 amino acids. The record is from RefSeq and is a predicted model, not a curated record. Gene Ontology annotation, cellular component: cytoplasm.
AUGAACGACUACAAUCCGUCGGCGAACGACGCCUUCUCUCCUCAACAGGAGCGCGGAAGGUCAGGCAGCAUGAUGUCCUUGGGCUACAUUCCAACAAAUACUCAAGGUCCUUCAUCAGACAACGGCGGCGCUACCGUUGACGAUUCCAUGAACAAAUCCCAAAACCCAGAUGGUGAUAGCACUUCUCCCACACAACCGGCCGGCUCAUCUGGUGCGAAUUCUGGUCUCAAACAAGUUUCAGAUGUCUUGUCCUCUGAGAUCGGUAUUGUUACUCUUCUGAAUCGUCUCAAGCAGAGCAUAGCUUCUGCCAAGGAAUUCGCAUUGUUUCUCAAGAAGCGAUCCAGUCUCGAAGAGGACCAUGCCAAUGGUAUCAGGAAGCUCACGCGUACGACUCAAGAGGUCAUGCGCCGACCCGACCACCGCCAAGGCACGUUUGGUAGCGCAUACGAAGCAAUGGCGAGCACCCACGAACGCAUGGCCGAGAACGGGAUUGAGUUUUCGAAAGAAUUGCAUCAAAUGCACGAUGAGCUUAUGGAGCUCGCCGGCGUUGCAGAACGCAGCCGCAAGUCGUGGAAGCAAAAUGGCCUGUCCGCCGAGAAUAAGGUUGCUGAGAUGGAACAGACUAUGCGUAAGAGCAAGGCCAAGUACGACUCUCUCGCCGAUGAUUACGAGCGAGUCAAGACGGGCGAGUCGCGCCAGAGCGGCAAGAUGUUCGGCCUCAAGGGCCACAAGUCUGCUCAGCAGCACGAGGGCGAGUUGCUGAAGAAGGUUCAGGCGGCCGACUCAACAUAUCACGGACAUGUCCAAGCGCUGCAGGCUGAGAAGGCCCAGCUCGUUUCGACGACACGUCCAGAAGCUAUCAGAUCCCUACAGGACUCUAUCAAGGAGAUUGACGCUGGUAUCUCUUUGCAAAUGCAGAAGUUUGCCUCCUUCAACGAACGCCUGCUAUUAAGCAACGGCCUGAGCGUGAGCCCCAUUCAAGGCCCCGGAGCUCAAAGCAUCAGUUUCCAGCGCAGCCUGCGACAGGCCGCUUCCUCGAUCGAUAACGACAAAGACUUGAAUGAUUAUGUCACAGCACAGCACAGAAGCGUACCUGCCAAUACCGGUGAGGUUGAGUACAAGCGUAAUCCGGUUCUGAACCCUCCAAACACCAGUGGUCAUGUGCCAGGUGGUCCCGUUCAACAGCCUGUUAUUGUGCAAUCCCCUGUAUCACAGACACCACCUCAGGGGGGCUUCUCUGGGCCCCAGCCCCUUGGCCCGGGAUCAAGAACCAGUACUCUGGGACUUGGUCCCAUCACUGGUAUCACUGGCGAUUCUUCCUUCCCUUCUGACGACCCGCGCCCAUUCUCGCAGCCUCAUAACAGGAGCUUCAGCCAAGGAAACAUGCCACUGCAGCAGGGCGGCCCCGGCCCCGGCCCUGGCCCCGGUCCCAAUCAGCAAGCACCUGGCCAGAGAUAUGGCAACGGCGGUUCUAUUAGCUCGACUGGCCCACCACAGCUGGGUGCACUCCCCUUCCAGCCGAGUGGUUCUCCUUCUCAGCAAACUGGCCCCAAUCAGCCUCCUCAUGAACGUACAGGCAGCAGUGCGAACGCGGGCCAUGGACCUCCGGGGGCUGGGCGAUCACCGCCUCCUUACGGGGCGUCUAGUCAUCCCCCGCCUGCUCCUGGGCCUUCUGGGCCUUCUGGACCUUCGAGGCCAGUGUUCGGCCUACCACUCAGUCGUCUUUAUGAGCGGGACAGUUUAGCUGUGCCAAUGGUAGUCCAUCAGUGUAUCCAGGCGGUAGAUAUGUACGGCCUUAAUGUGGAGGGUAUCUACCGACAAUCUGGAUCUAUGGCUCAUAUUCAGAGACUCAAGACCAUGUUCGACACAGAGUCUUCCAGCCCGGCUCUCGACUUUAGGAACCCCGAGAACUUCUAUCAUGAUGUCAACAGUGUCACUGGUCUAUUGAAGCAAUUUUUCCGGGACCUCCCUGACCCCUUACUUACUCUCGAGUACCAUGAUAGCUUCAUUGCUGCUGCCAAGCACGAAGAUGAUACGCUCCGCCGUGAUUCUCUUCACGCUAUCAUCAAUAGCCUGCCUGACCCCAACUACGCUACUCUCCGUGCCCUUACCCUUCACCUCUGGAGGGUUAUGGACAACAGCCAUGUGAAUCGUAUGAACUGUCACAACCUUGCUGUCAUUUUUGGCCCUACGCUCAUGGGCACUGAUCCUAGCACUGCUAUCGCUGAUGCGGGCUGGCAGAUCAAGGCCAUCGACACCAUCCUGCAGAACACACUGCAGAUUUUUGAUGAGGAUUAG